Molecule: messenger RNA, 741 nt
Organism: Phytophthora infestans T30-4
Lineage: Eukaryota; Oomycota; Peronosporomycetes; Peronosporales; Peronosporaceae
Exons: 1
Coding region: 148-741 (197 amino acids)
Biological process (GO): mitochondrial respiratory chain complex IV assembly
Cellular component (GO): mitochondrial inner membrane
Source: RefSeq, a predicted model, not a curated record
CCUGGUCAGGCCAUUCAAGCAAGCACUUAAGCGCCUCGAGCGGCUCUAUGCCUCCAGUUCAGUGGUCUCCCUUCGCCACCUCAAGCCAGCACCUGGCCAUUUUUCAAGCGACCAGUUUCCACCCAGAUCGCCUCGUUUUCCUUGGCCAUGCACAAGUCCGCCCACGACUUCGCCGAGGCCAAGCGCCAGAAAGACAUCAUUUCCUGGGACGCCUACACUAAAGGUCUCAAGGCCGGCGCAUGGGCCAGUCUGGUCAUGGGUGCGGCCGUCUACGGCGCCAAUGCGUACCAUCACGGUUUCCGCACGCGUAUCGGCGUCAGUGGUAAAUGGGCCCUUGUAGUGUCGGCCUACCUGGCCGGAUUCGCCGUUGUGGCCGAGAAUCGUCUCCUGGCUGGGGCCAGAAACCCCGACAAGUACAUGGAGACACUCGACCCCAACUACGUCGAGGUCCGCAUGGUGAAGACGCAACUGCCGCUGCACAAACGAGCGGCCAACUUCGUGUACGAUCAUCCGUAUCGUAGCUUGGUGACGGCCGGCGUGCCUCUUGUGGGCGGUAUCUUUGCCUACCAGACCACGAAUGCCGGCAUCGCUCGUUCGCAGCAGAUCAUGCACACUCGAAUCUACGGCCAGGCCGCCGUGGUAGCCCUGCUGCUGGGCUCCAUGGCCUUUCACGAUUUCAUGGCCAAACGUGGCCGCUUCGAGGAGGACGAAGAGUCCAAGAUCGAGGAGCUGAAAGCGUAG